AUGCGAAGUAAAGACCGAGGAACAAAAGGAAAGUUUUCAAUCAGUUAUUGUUCAUCAUGUUUUUAUUCACUAUUCCAGCCAUUUUCACCGACUAACUCUCGCCGUGAUGGAAACACGUUGAGUCUUCUCUACCUAAUCUGUUUAACAACAAUUGGAGUGGUCUUAAAUAUUUCAAGAUGGCUUCAGAAAGAUCGUUUCUCAAAGACAAAUAUCGUUACCCAUGACCACAUUAGUGGUUUUUUAAUGACAUGUAUUCUCCCUUCACUUAUAUGGAUGUUGUAUUACACGAUCAAGAGUCCUUGCAAGUCUACAGUGGAAUUUUUAGAUGCAUCAGUGUAUUAUCAAGAUCCGUUCAUCAGCGGAGUUUAUUUCUUUGGGACGGGCAGUAUAUUCCUUCACGUUUUACAGAUUGCGUUUUAUAGCGAAGCUAAAAUAGAGAUCAUCAGCUUGUUGUUUACUGUUUUUAGCGCUCUAUUCACAGCGACACAAAUUGUGUUCCUACGCAAAUAUUCUAAAGCUAGUUUCCAAGAUGAUUCAAUGAUCCGCAUGGCCUUACUUCAUCUUCUCUCAACCAAUGUUAUCUUAUUCUGUCAUACGUUAUUAUCACAAUCACAUCAUGGUGCACGCUUUCAUUCUAUACACGAAAACAAAUCACUCCCUAUUGGCAAAGUUUUAAAUCGCCUCUAUCCCUUCCUAUAUCCAUUCCUUAUAGAAUUCCCAUUAUCCUCACUUGGUGCUAUAUAUAGACUGUGGAGUGAUCUUAAGGAACUGGAGCCUAAACCAGAUGAUAUCUAUAUCGACGAUGAAUUGACUGAAAUCAAUACAAUGGACUCAGUAAUUCUGGAGCCUGGCGAGAAAUUUCUCAAUCCUGAGAGAAACACCAGAAAACCAUCUAGUCCCAUGAGUCCAUUUCAGUCACCAAGAAUACGGAAAUCUAUGAGUAAUGUUAUAAUACAACAGAGCAAGUUUGAUAUCAUGAGAAGAUGUGUAGGUUUGGGAUUAUUAUUUGGUGUCAUUUUAUCUGUUUUCUUUCUUGCUAUUGUUGGAGUAACCGCAGUACAUACAUCAGCACUGACAGUUCGUAUAUUUUAUUUUACAAAUAUGCUGUACCUAACAUUCACAUGUGUUUCAUGUUGGAUAAUUCUCAAGGGAUUACUCAGCCAAAUGUACUGUUGGUUUGACUAUGGUGCUGUUGAUGUGAUGUUACUGUUCUCACUCAUAGCUGUACUGUUCCAUCAAGGAUUUACCUUCACUGCAUCUAUAGCUCAAAUAUACAUUGCAGCAUUACCACGAUAUAUGUUGAUUUUAUCAGGCUUGGAGAUUAUGCAAUGCAUGCUGCAAACAUCAACAGUAAUAAGAGCCUUGCGUUUUCGUAUUGGUUAUAAAUCAAGCUUGGUACGCGAAGCAUCUCUGUUUUUAAUGAUAUGCAAUAUUAUCAUUUGGUUACAGAGAUCUUUCUUAGUUCCUCAAACACCUUUCCUCUCAUUGGUCCAAAGCAAGUUUUAUGGCAGAUCAUCGUGGGAUGUGAUAUUUUUUUUGACUUAUCCAUUUCAAGUAUUUUUUCGCUUCCAUUCAACAGUAUGCUUGUAUAAUAUAUGGUCUGUUUUUAACGAAUAG
Paramuricea clavata is the source of this 1617-nucleotide messenger RNA. The record is from the annotation of a GenBank genome assembly. Lineage: Eukaryota; Metazoa; Cnidaria; Anthozoa; Malacalcyonacea; Plexauridae.